This is a messenger RNA of Thlaspi arvense, 393 nucleotides long. Lineage: Eukaryota; Viridiplantae; Streptophyta; Magnoliopsida; Brassicales; Brassicaceae. The record is from the annotation of a GenBank genome assembly.
AUGGCGAGCACUGUGAUGACUACCUUGCCUCAAUUCAAUGGUCUUCGAGCCUGCAAGAUUUCUGCAGCUCCUGUUCAAGGCCUGGCAACUGUUCAGCCCAUGAGACGCAAGGGAAAUGGAGCAUUGGGUGCAAAGUGUGACUUCAUUGGCUCAUCAACAAAUCUGAUAAUGGUAACGUCGACGACACUGAUGCUGUUCGCGGGGAGAUUCGGGCUUGCACCAUCAGCCAAUAGGAAAGCGACAGCUGGACUUAAGCUGGAGGCACGUGACUCGGGUCUACAAACGGGUGACCCAGCCGGGUUCACCCUCGCCGACACGUUGGCUUGUGGCACGGUUGGUCAUAUCAUCGGUGUGGGAGUUGUCCUUGGCCUCAAAAACAUUGGUGCUAUUUAA